AUGAAGCAGAUAUUGGAAGGUCGAUCUCAACAGAAGAGGAUGGUUGAAUCUCGUUGUACUGCAGCCAUUUGGCUUUUAAACGACGGUGGGAUUGGUUCAGUCCACGAGACCUCCUCCCUCUUUUCGGGUGAAAACGGGUUGAGCUUACGUCGAGCAUAUAAUGAGGGAGGUCUCGUGGAAUACGUCAAUCUCAACGUCGUCUAA
Messenger RNA from Protopolystoma xenopodis, 204 nucleotides. The record is from the annotation of a GenBank genome assembly. NCBI's taxonomy places the organism in Eukaryota, Metazoa, Platyhelminthes, Monogenea, Polystomatidea, Polystomatidae.